This is a messenger RNA of Symbiodinium sp. CCMP2592, 297 nucleotides long. The record is from the annotation of a GenBank genome assembly. Lineage: Eukaryota; Dinophyceae; Suessiales; Symbiodiniaceae.
AUGCUCGCAAGGCAGCAUCGAGGCCUCGCUGCGCUCAACGUAGAACCGCCAAACAUCCGGCUCUUGAGGAAGCUGUCUGCGAUUCACUCCGUGGAGGGCACCUUGCCGCAGCCUUUGAACCGCCCUGUCGCAGCGAGGCCGCUUUCUCGAGAUGUCAAAGACCAGGGCCCGCCAAGGGAUCAGCACAUGCAGGCAGCAGGCAUUAACGGCACUGAAGGCCGUGUGUCUGAAGCUGGGAGAUCCAUGGCAACCGCAGAGCAUGCCGGCGUGCCAAUUCGGAGCGCAGGAGCGAGUUGA